AUGUCGACCGAAAGCAGUGCAGACAAUGCUGUGCUCAAGGAGAUCUUGGAGGGACUGAAGGCAAUGCGCCUGGAGAACUCUCAACUAGCAUCUGCAAUCGAUAAGAUCAAUGGCCGCGUGAACGUUCUGGCUGGUGUCAAGCAGGUGAAGGAUGAGGCAGCCACGGAUGCUGUCAACGGCUCCUUGAGCAAGGAGAAAGCCAAGGAGGCCGACUCAGCCCAGACCGUAGAAGCUGUUAGCCAGCAGUAUGAGCCAACUUCUCCCAAUGCUGAAGCGGCCCCUCGUCGCGCAAGUGUCUCGAAGACAUCAAAGAUCAUCUUGACUUCCUACCCUGGUCAAUCUGGUGUUGAUCCGUUGCCCAUGGAGUGGGGCGCCAAAGACCCUGCUGUUCGUGGCCCUGUCGUCGUUUCGAGACAUAAUAACACCAUUCGUCGUCGUAACGCCAUUGGAGCUCACGGUGGCUCGUAUUCCAUCUACAACGCACUUGCUGUAGCCAGCAAGAACCUCGACAUUACGCACAAACCAGACUUCACAAACACGGAGCCUGCUGCCAACAUUGGACCCUUCCCCCAAUGGAACGACAAGAAGAAGAUUGUUGCAAUGGACCCCUACGGCCAUCUCGCACCUUGGCUGUACAAAGAGACCAUGGACAAGGAGGAUAUCGAGAUCAGGCCUACUAUUGCUAUCACUCGAGCACACAUGAAACUGCCUGAGAUGGAAGAAAGCGUAAGGUUGGGCCGCAUCGUACCUGAUGGCAAGAUCUGCAUCAACGAGACGGGCGAAGUUGCAGUGACUAAGGUGGCUGUUGAGCCUGUGUGGUACCUACCCGGUGUCGCUGAGCGUUUCAACAUCGAUGAGGGGACGCUGAGGCGAACACUGUUCGAGGAAACCGGAGGCUCGUACCCGGAACUGAUCACACGUCACGACAUCAAAUUGUUCCUGCCUCCCAUCGGUGGUCUCACCGUCUACAUCUUUGGUGACCCAGCAAAGAUGUCGGACCCCAACAGCCGUCUUGCACUGCGCGUCCACGACGAAUGCAACGGAAGUGAUGUCUUUGGAUCUGACAUCUGCACAUGCCGCCCAUACCUUACCUUUGGCAUCGAGGAGGCAGUGAAGGAGGCUCAGCAAGGCGGUAGUGGUGUUGUCAUCUAUUUCCGUAAGGAAGGCCGCGCGCUUGGUGAAGUAACCAAGUACCUUGUGUACAACGCACGGAAACGCGGGGAGGACAGGGCGAGCGAGUACUUCAAGCGCACAGAGAACAUUGCCGGAGUCAAGGACAUGCGGUUCCAAGCACUCAUGCCUGACAUUCUCCAUUGGCUUGGUAUCACCAAGAUCGAUAGGAUGCUGUCCAUGUCAAACAUGAAGCACGAUGCUAUCGUCGACCAAGGCAUUCCAAUUCACGAGCGCGUUCCUAUUCCUGAUGAGAUGAUUCCAGCCGAUAGCCGCGUUGAGAUCGAUGCCAAGAUCCAGGCUGGCUACUUCACCACCGGUACUGUCAUGUCAAUGGAGGAACUAGCGAACGUGAAGGGCCGUGGCUGGGAGGACAUUGACCACUGA
Messenger RNA from Ascochyta rabiei, 1557 nucleotides. RefSeq names its product Putative GTP cyclohydrolase. Gene Ontology annotation, biological process: riboflavin biosynthetic process. The record is from RefSeq and is a predicted model, not a curated record. Lineage: Eukaryota; Fungi; Ascomycota; Dothideomycetes; Pleosporales; Didymellaceae. The transcript has 6 exons. Gene Ontology annotation, molecular function: GTP cyclohydrolase II activity. The coding region runs from base 1 to 1557 and encodes 518 amino acids.